Messenger RNA from Cucurbita maxima (winter squash), 708 nucleotides. RefSeq names its product CASP-like protein 1E2. The record is from RefSeq and is a predicted model, not a curated record. NCBI's taxonomy places the organism in Eukaryota, Viridiplantae, Streptophyta, Magnoliopsida, Cucurbitales, Cucurbitaceae. The coding region runs from base 141 to 662 and encodes 173 amino acids. The transcript is spliced from 2 exons.
UGUCACCCACCAAGUAAGGAACAUAACUGCUCUGAUCAACCACUUUUGGCACCAAAUAUUUAAUUUUCCCACAUUUUCUGAUCCACAUUUUCCCAUCAUCCAAACACUCUUCUUCUUGUUCCUCUCAAUUGAACAAAGCAAUGAGUGGUGGUGGGAAGUUGGAAGGGGUUCUUAGGGUUUUGGGGUUUGUGUUAACUUUGGUGGCAGCCAUUGUUGUGAGGCUUGACAAAGAAGCAAAAGUGGUUCCUUUUUCUAUCUCCCCAAACCUUCCUACUUUCGACGUUGUUGUGGUCGCUAAGUGGCAUUACUUGUCUGCUUUUGUGUACCUUUUUGCGGCCAAUGUAAUUGCAAGCUUACAUGGACUACUGUCGUUGACUAUUUCAUUAGCAAACAAGAAUCGAAGCGAUGUAUUAGCUUUACUGAUCACCAUUCUCGACAUCGUGAUGGUGGUGCUGCUCUCUUCCAGCGGUGGGGCCGCCAUAGCCAUUGGAAUUAUCGGCUACCACGGUAACUCGCACGUGCGGUGGAACAAAGUGUGCGAUACAUUUGGUAGAUUUUGCAAGCAAGUGGCAGCUGCUUCUGCUCUCUCCCUUGCUGGAGCCACCGUCUUUAUGCUGUUAGUUAUAUUAGUUGUUGUGGGCCUUCAAAAGAGGCCCAAAUAAAUGGGCUUUCGGCCCUCUUUCUCAAUUCAAUUUUCAUUUUACUUCC